AUGGAUGGAAGCAAAGAACAUCUUAUAAUUGAUUAUGAUAAAGUUGUGGGAAGUAAUACUACUAAUAAAGGUAAUUAUAUUUACUUAAAUGAUGAGAUAGAUGAUCAGGAAGAUAGAAAUAUCAAAAUUUAUUUAGAAAAAAGAAAAAAUAAUAUUGGUGAUAAAGAAUAUGAAGAUGAUUAUUAUGAAACAUGA
Funneliformis mosseae is the source of this 195-nucleotide messenger RNA. NCBI's taxonomy places the organism in Eukaryota, Fungi, Glomeromycota, Glomeromycetes, Glomerales, Glomeraceae. The record is from the annotation of a GenBank genome assembly.